Messenger RNA from Homo sapiens (human), 10631 nucleotides. It is a transcript of the gene TLR10, whose product is annotated as toll like receptor 10. The transcript has 2 exons. Lineage: Eukaryota; Metazoa; Chordata; Mammalia; Primates; Hominidae. The record is from RefSeq and is a predicted model, not a curated record. Gene Ontology annotation, cellular component: membrane; signaling receptor complex. Gene Ontology annotation, molecular function: transmembrane signaling receptor activity. The coding region runs from base 7279 to 9714 and encodes 811 amino acids. Gene Ontology annotation, biological process: signal transduction; immune response; toll-like receptor signaling pathway.
AGCCAAUUCUGACCGUGUCAACGAAUCAUCCACGCACCUGCAGCUCUGCUGAGAGAGUGCAAGCCGUGGGGUAAGAACCUUAGCUUUGUUUGUUGUAACUCUCAUUAAAAAGAUAUAAGGGCUGCAUGGGUAUUUUCUAAAAAGGAGAUAAUUUGAGCUAAUAUUGAGGGGAGGGAAGUAGGGUUAUUUAGAUUUUUAGUAUUUACUAUUUUGUCUAGAUUAAUGAUUAGUGACCUUGGGGCUAUUGAUCUGAGGAAUUUCUUGCAGAUGCUUGAGAGCGUGGGUUUCUUUUCACUGAUUGCGGAUCAAACCUGGUCAGCUCUUCUAUUCAGAUUGAACGGUCCUAUGCACUGUGGCAAGUUUUUUCUAGCUCUUAUUUCCCCACAGCGUAUGUUAACCUCUGCUGGAUGAAACCUUUGGCUAUUUAAGGCAUAUUUGUUGCUCCUUUACCCCGUUGAAAAGUUCUGCAUUUGUGUUACCUGUUUAAAAGUAGGGGCAGAUCUGAUGGAUCUUGUACAAUGCAGUUCUUAUUCCGUUUCCUUCAGAAGUGGACAAAGAGGGCCAUAUGUGGUUGCUGUAAAGAAGAGGAUGGUUAACAACCUGUGAGCAUUUGGUUUCUUGAUAAGCUUUCUCCCAGACCACCUACACUGAGCUAUUAAUUAGGAAUAGGAUGCACUUCGAGUUUUAUUUCAAUUCUUGUGAACUUAUAACUUUCCUAAGAAUAUAUUUAUACAUGUAGGCAAAGUCUCUUGAACUUUGUGGCACCUAGCAGAGUGUCCCACAGCAGCUGCAUGAAGCUUCAUAGACAGGGGCAUGGGGUGAGAAAGGAGGAAGUGGCCGCCAUGGCAGCUGGUCAGAUCAAUGGAUUCAACCUCAGUGAUUCGGUCCUUAGGAUGUCGUUACAUCUUAAGCCACCUCAUUUCAAGGUUUGAGGUGCCUUGCAUUUGGGUUUAGUUACCAUCCAGAAGGAACCAGACAGGUCUGGGUUCAAAUCUCUGCUUCUUCAGUUGGUCAUCUUGGGCAAGUUACUUUACCUCUGGGCUUUAGCUCCUCCAUCUGUAAAAUAUGAAUAAUAAUGGCCGCCAUUUUGUUGAGUCAUUGAGGGAUUAAACAAGGUAAUGGACAUAAAACACUUAGCUCCAUGUCAGACACGUAGGAAAUACUGAAAAGAAGUCAUUCUUACUCUUAUGUUGCAAAGAUCAUUCAACAUUCAAUAGGUUCUUAAUCUCUUUUCUAUUUCUUUAUAUCAUUGGGAAAAGAUAAAUUAGAUGAUUAAAUAUUCUUUGGUAAAACACUAGUUGUCAUUUGAUGAUGUCUUUUGACUUGGACUUUUAAAUUAUAAGAUAUUAAAGAUGUAUUAAGGAAGGUCAUUCUCUGUUUUUUACCUGCUUUUAACGUAGUAGUAGGGAUAUGAUAUUAACAUAUAUAUACUAUUUAUAGACUACAUCACCAACAUGGUGAAACCCCAUCUCUACUAAAAAUACAAAAAUUAGCCGGGUGUGAUGGCAGGUGCCUGUAAUCCCAGCUACUCAGGAGGCUGCGGCAGGAGAAUCGCUUGAACCUGGGAGGUGGAGCUUGCAGUGAGCUGAGAUCAUACCACUUUACUCCAGCCUGGGCAACAGAGCGAGACUCCAUCUCAAAAAAAAAAAAAAGUGUAUGUCCUACUUUUAAAAUUGCUUUAAUGAGGCCAAGCACAGUGGCUCACACCUCUAAUCACACCCAUUUGGGAGGCUGAGGUGGGAAGAUUGCUGGAGGCCAGGAGUUUAAGAGCAGCCUUGGCAACAUAGUGAGACCCUGUCUCUAUGUAAAAGUUGUUUUUAUAAAAUGUCAUAAUGCAUAAGUAUUGCCUGAGAGAUAGGACCUUUACUAUUGUUAUAUUAAGAGAAGUUCAAAAAGAGUUCCUCUCCCAUUGUAGUCCCAGAUAAGACUGUGGUAUUGGGCAGGGGGAAGAAGUGGGUAAGAGAUAGAAACUCUGACUUCUCAGCGCAGAGUUCCAGCUAAAGCAACUGGGUUAGAUUCUGCUGCAUUCUUAAGGGGCCAUGGCUCUAAGACCUAGAAGCUUAAAGUCAAUUGCUACAAAUUAAGCACUCUAUGAGAGGAUAACAUUAAAAGCACCUUUGUCAACCUAAUGAUUAUAACUGCCAGGGUCCUAUCAAGCCAUAAUAGAGCCUGAGGCAAAAGAAACAAUCAGCAAUACUGAUCCUGUCUUUAUGAAAAAUUUCGAUAUUUUGUUCAACAUAGAUUUUUGCAUUAAUUUUCAUUUUUAAAAAUAUUUCAUGUAAACAUUAUCUUGAUUACUGAGUUCCUUGGGACCCCCUUAACAUUUAUGCCUUCCUUGCUUCACCCGAGUCUUGACCUGAUAACUGCCACCAUUUAUUAAGUGUGAUAUGCUAGGCAUGGUACUAAGUGACUUACAUACAUUGUCUUAUGCCUCUUCACAAGCUCCAUUUUACAGAUGACAAAACCAGAUCUUUCAGAGAUUAAAUAAAUGGUCCGAGUACAUAGCUAAUGAGUGGAUGAAUGGUUAACAUUGGAUUUGAACACAGAUCCAUCAAUCACUAAAACCAAACUUAUUCUUUUUUUUUUUGAAACUGAGUCUUGCUCUGUUGCCCAGGCUGGAGUGCAGUGGUGGCAUCUCAGCUCACUGCAACCUCCACCUUUUGGGUUCAAGUGAUUAUCCUGCCUCAGCCUCCCGAGUAGCUGGGACUACAGGCACAUGCCACCACGCUCAGCUAAUUUUUUGUAUUUUUUUAGUAGAGACAGGGUUUCACCAUGUUAGCCAGGAUGGUCUUGAUCUCCUUACUUUGUGAUCCACCUGCCUCAGCCUCCCAAAGUGCUGGGAUUACAGGCCUGAGCCACCGCGCCAGGCCUACCAAACUCAUUCUUCAACCAUCAUGCCCUGCACUGUAUCAGGAAUUCACAACAUAAAUUCAUUCAUUCAACACAUAUUUAUGAGAGCAUAUUAUGCAUCACGUUGUACUAAGGAUUAAAACGUUGAAAUUCAUACAUACAAGGAUUCAUUCAUUCAUAUGUGCAUUCAACAAGCAGUAAUGAGCAGGCACCAUGUGUCAAGCACUAUGCUACAUGCUGAGGAUACAGAAGUGAACAAGACAGACAGCUACCACGGGAAUGAACAGAGAAGGGACAGGUGACAAGCAAAUGAAUGAAAGUUUAUUUACUAAGAGGUCAUUCAGAAGAGAUCAUGAAUUCAUGGAAAAUUAUUUUCUGCAUCUAGUGGCAUGGAAAUUAAGAUAUUCUGAAUUUUAAUGUAUAGUUUUAAGAAAACUGAAAGAAAAUAUAAAGUUUAUCAUUAUACAUUGGAUACUAUGAACACAAUAAUUUGAGUAGUAAUUACACUUCCAGGCCACAGUUGUAAACUGAUUUUCUAUUAGAAAUAUUUAAAAGUAGAUGUAGAAAACUUACUCUUAAAUAUAUAACAGUUCAAAAAUCCAGCAGGAACUAAGUUAAUUAAAUAGAAUAUUCACCUGUUUUUUCUGAUAAUUAUCCUGUGUUAUAUUUACAUAUUAAUGCAGUAUAAUAUUUUAGUAUACAUUACACUCUAGGGAGUCACUGAAAUGUCAGCAAAGAAAAAUACGGCCGGAGGCAUCUUAAGUCAUUUGACCACGUUUUUAAAAGUUGGUGUUUUGAGAAAUCAUCUAAAUGUGGUGACCUUACCAAAAUGAUUGCUUUUUCUCCAAGAUAUUUGAGAACACUUACCAGAAACAAUAGUUUAUGAAAUAUAAAAAUUAUAUGAUCAAUGUGGAUAAUUAAUAUUUUUACAAAGGAAUUCUCCAAGUUUACAUUGUAAGGGAGUUCACACAAAGAAACUAUGAUCAUAUGUGUUCCCAAGAUAAGAGAUAAGAUGCUCUCUCUCCUUUACUAGUAUCAGCAGCUAAUGGAAAACUUGGGAGUGGCCCUCUCACUCCCUACUCUCCAUAGGUUUUCUGGAAUUUCUUCACUUCAAGAAAAAAACCAGACUUGGGAAGGUUCUAGAGAAAGAGAAAUACAGAUGAGAGAGAGGUAACAUUCUAAGUGGCCUUAUGUUUUGAUUCUGCCCCACCUUUGUUACCCUGCCAUGUUUGUGUGCAUUCCUGUGGAUGGGCGUGCCCACUGCCUCCCUCACCUCCCAUCCAGGCUUUCAGAAUGAUGGGAACAUGACACGCACAGAGAAUUCUCUCUAACCCAUCCUCUUUCUGUUGAGCAUAUCUUUUGCUCCCUCUGCUUGUCUAUGGGAGUGACCUGUCUGAGGGAGGUUGAGGGUCAAUGUGUAACAGAUACAUACAAAUGGAAGCAGAAAAACUCCCCCACUAACUUAUCACCUGCUCUUGGUGCCUUCAGAGAGCCUGGUGUGGGGACACGUAGAGUUAAAUUGUUUACUAAUUUGAAAUUAGAAUCUAACCACUUCUCUCCACUUCCAUUGAUACAUUCUCUCUGGCACAAGUUACGCUAUAGUGUCCCAAGGAGUCUUCCCUGCCAGCCUUGUGGCUCCCAGUCAUUUCCACCCAACAAACAGAGGAAUCUUUUUAUUUGUUUGUUUGUUUAUUUAUUUAUUUAUUUAUUUUAUACUGUAAGUUCUGGGGUACAUGUGCGGAACGUGCAUGUUUGUUACAUAGGUAUACACAUGCCAUGGUGGUUUGCUGCACCCAUCAGCCCAUCAUCUACAUUAGGUAUUUCUCCUAAUGCUAUUCCUCCCCUAGCCCCCCACCCCCUGACAGGCCCCGGUGUGUGUCAAUGUGUUCUCAUUGUUCAACUCCCAGUUAUGAGUGAGAACAUGUGGUGUUUGGUUUUCUGUUCUUGUAUUAGUUUGCUGAGAAUGAUGGUUUCCAGAUUCAUCCAUGUCCCUGCAAAGGACAUGAACACAUUCUUUUUUAUGGCUGCAUAGUAUUCCAUGGUGUAUAUGUGCCAUAUUUUCUUUAUCCAGUCUAUCAUUGAUGGGCAUUUGGGUUGGUUCCAAGUCUUUGCUGUUGUGAAUAGUGCUGCAAUAAACACGUGUGUGCAUGUAUCUUUAUAGUAGAAUGAUUUAUAAUCCUUUGGAUAGAUACCCAGUAAUGGCAUUGCAGGAUCAAAUAGUAUUUCUAGUUCUAGAUCCUUGAGGAAUCGCCACAUUGUCUUCCACAAUUGUUGAGCUAAUUUACACCCCCACCAACAGUGUAAAAGCGUUCCUAUUUCUCUACACCCUCUCCAGCACCUGUUGUCUCCUGACUUUUUAAUGAUCACCAUUCUAACAGGCAUGAGAUGGUAUCUCAUUGUGGUUUUGAUUUGCAUUUCUCUAAUGACCAGUGAUCAUGAGCUUUUUUUCAUAUGUUUGUUGGCUGCAUAAAUGUCUUCUUUUGAGAAGUGCCUGUUCAUAUCCUUCACCCACUUUUUGAUGGGGUUGUUUUUUUCUUGUAAAUUUUUUAAUGUUCUUUAUAGAUUCUGGGUAUUAGCCCUUUGUCAGAUGGACAGAUUGCAAAAAUUUUCUCCCAUUCUAUAGGUUGCCUCAAACAGAGGAAUCUUUAAAAUGUAUGUCAGAACCUGUCAUUCCUGGACUCUAAAUCUUCUGCUGGUUUCUUAUUUCAGUCAGAGGAAAAUUGCCAAGUUCUUAUAAGAUCCGACCUCUUCUCUGAUUCCGUCCCCUAACUCCACUCCAGGUCUUCCUCACAUUUUCCAAGCACAUCAGGAUCUUUAAAUUUGUACUUGCUGUUCUCUCUCUCUCCAAAAUACUCUUUCCCCAGACAACAAGUGUCUUGCUUCUUUGGCCCCUUUAGAUUUCUGCAUGAAGAUCACUAUCAGGGAGGCCAUUUUUGAUCAUUCUAUAAAAAAGAAAAUCACUCCCCAGUCUCUCUCUGUUUCCCUUAUCUUAGUUAUUUUUCCUUCAAGACAAUAUCACUGCCUGAUAUUGGUCCCCACCCAAAUCUCAUCUUGAACUGUAGCUCCCAUAAUUCCCACAUGUUGUGGGAGGGACCUGGUGGGAAGUAAUUGAAUCAUGGGGGCGGGUCUUUCCCAUGCUGUUCUCAUGAUAGUGAAUAAGUCUCAUGAGAUCUGGUGGUUUUAUAAAGAGGAGGUUCCCUGCACAUGCUCUCUUGCCUGCUGCCACAUAAGACAUGACUUUGCUCCUCAUUCGCCUUCCACCAUGAUUGUGAGGCCUCCCCAGGCAUGUGGAAUUGUGAGUCAUAACAUAUAAACGUAUUGUUUUGUUUGCAGUCUCUCUUUUCUUAACUUCUUUCUAGAAUAUAAGCUAUGUAGAAACAGAAAUCUCUUCUGUUCACUGCUACUUCCCCAGUGCCUAGAAAAGUUUCUGGCAGAAUAGGUACUUAAUAAAUAUCUUGAAUAAUGAAUAUCGUAAAAUCUUAGUACUCCAACUACCUCUGUUCUACGUCUAAUCCAACCACGUGAAGCCUGGCACAUCUCCCAAAGUCCUCAGAAUUCUAUAUCCUUCAAUUUCCUCAUCUAUCAAAUGGGAGUAGUAGUACUUCCCUCACAGAGUAUGGUGAUAAAUAAAUGAGAUAAUAUACAUGAAGCAAUUAGUAUGUAUCUUGGCACAUUGAAAUCUAACCUGAAAGCUUUGAUUCUAUGCCAUAACAGAAUUCAGCAGCUGAAUAUCAAGACCUUUGAAUUCAACAAGAAGUUAAGACAUUUAUAGUUGUCUAACAACAGACUGAAGAUUGUGGCUUGGUAUUCACUGGCAGGUUUCAGACAUUUAGAUCUUUCUUUUAAUGACUAACACCAUGCCUAUCUGUGGAGAAGCUGGCAACAUGUCACACCUGGAAAUUGUUUUUCAACAUUAAUACUAUUAUUUGGCAGUAAUCCAGAUUGCUUUUGCCACCAACCUGAAGACAUAUAGAGGCAGAAGGACAGGAAUAAUUCUAUUUGUUUCCUGUUUUGAAACUUCCAUCUGUAAGGUAAGUGUUGAAAGUCAGAUAUUGGCUCCAGGGACUUUCUAUAUCCACAAAUACAAAAAUUGAGGGGUAACUCCUUGAUAUCAAGUCAAAGGCUCACAAUGUCUGGUAAUAAAACAAAUUACUUUCAAUUUUCUUGAAAUCUUCAGGCUAUCAAAAGGAGAUGUGAGAGAGGGUAUUGAGUCUGGCCUGACAAUGCAGUUCUUAAACCAAAGGUCCAUUAUGCUUCUCCUCUCUGAGAAUCCUGACUUACCUCAACAACGGAGACAUGGCACAGUAGCCAGCUUGGAGACUUCUCAGCCAAUGCUCUGAGAUCAAGUCGAAGACCCAAUAUACAGGGUUUUGAGCUCAUCUUCAUCAUUCAUAUGAGGAAAUAAGUGGUAAAAUCCUUGGAAAUACAAUGAGACUCAUCAGAAACAUUUACAUAUUUUGUAGUAUUGUUAUGACAGCAGAGGGUGAUGCUCCAGAGCUGCCAGAAGAAAGGGAACUGAUGACCAACUGCUCCAACAUGUCUCUAAGAAAGGUUCCCGCAGACUUGACCCCAGCCACAACGACACUGGAUUUAUCCUAUAACCUCCUUUUUCAACUCCAGAGUUCAGAUUUUCAUUCUGUCUCCAAACUGAGAGUUUUGAUUCUAUGCCAUAACAGAAUUCAACAGCUGGAUCUCAAAACCUUUGAAUUCAACAAGGAGUUAAGAUAUUUAGAUUUGUCUAAUAACAGACUGAAGAGUGUAACUUGGUAUUUACUGGCAGGUCUCAGGUAUUUAGAUCUUUCUUUUAAUGACUUUGACACCAUGCCUAUCUGUGAGGAAGCUGGCAACAUGUCACACCUGGAAAUCCUAGGUUUGAGUGGGGCAAAAAUACAAAAAUCAGAUUUCCAGAAAAUUGCUCAUCUGCAUCUAAAUACUGUCUUCUUAGGAUUCAGAACUCUUCCUCAUUAUGAAGAAGGUAGCCUGCCCAUCUUAAACACAACAAAACUGCACAUUGUUUUACCAAUGGACACAAAUUUCUGGGUUCUUUUGCGUGAUGGAAUCAAGACUUCAAAAAUAUUAGAAAUGACAAAUAUAGAUGGCAAAAGCCAAUUUGUAAGUUAUGAAAUGCAACGAAAUCUUAGUUUAGAAAAUGCUAAGACAUCGGUUCUAUUGCUUAAUAAAGUUGAUUUACUCUGGGACGACCUUUUCCUUAUCUUACAAUUUGUUUGGCAUACAUCAGUGGAACACUUUCAGAUCCGAAAUGUGACUUUUGGUGGUAAGGCUUAUCUUGACCACAAUUCAUUUGACUACUCAAAUACUGUAAUGAGAACUAUAAAAUUGGAGCAUGUACAUUUCAGAGUGUUUUACAUUCAACAGGAUAAAAUCUAUUUGCUUUUGACCAAAAUGGACAUAGAAAACCUGACAAUAUCAAAUGCACAAAUGCCACACAUGCUUUUCCCGAAUUAUCCUACGAAAUUCCAAUAUUUAAAUUUUGCCAAUAAUAUCUUAACAGACGAGUUGUUUAAAAGAACUAUCCAACUGCCUCACUUGAAAACUCUCAUUUUGAAUGGCAAUAAACUGGAGACACUUUCUUUAGUAAGUUGCUUUGCUAACAACACACCCUUGGAACACUUGGAUCUGAGUCAAAAUCUAUUACAACAUAAAAAUGAUGAAAAUUGCUCAUGGCCAGAAACUGUGGUCAAUAUGAAUCUGUCAUACAAUAAAUUGUCUGAUUCUGUCUUCAGGUGCUUGCCCAAAAGUAUUCAAAUACUUGACCUAAAUAAUAACCAAAUCCAAACUGUACCUAAAGAGACUAUUCAUCUGAUGGCCUUACGAGAACUAAAUAUUGCAUUUAAUUUUCUAACUGAUCUCCCUGGAUGCAGUCAUUUCAGUAGACUUUCAGUUCUGAACAUUGAAAUGAACUUCAUUCUCAGCCCAUCUCUGGAUUUUGUUCAGAGCUGCCAGGAAGUUAAAACUCUAAAUGCGGGAAGAAAUCCAUUCCGGUGUACCUGUGAAUUAAAAAAUUUCAUUCAGCUUGAAACAUAUUCAGAGGUCAUGAUGGUUGGAUGGUCAGAUUCAUACACCUGUGAAUACCCUUUAAACCUAAGGGGAACUAGGUUAAAAGACGUUCAUCUCCACGAAUUAUCUUGCAACACAGCUCUGUUGAUUGUCACCAUUGUGGUUAUUAUGCUAGUUCUGGGGUUGGCUGUGGCCUUCUGCUGUCUCCACUUUGAUCUGCCCUGGUAUCUCAGGAUGCUAGGUCAAUGCACACAAACAUGGCACAGGGUUAGGAAAACAACCCAAGAACAACUCAAGAGAAAUGUCCGAUUCCACGCAUUUAUUUCAUACAGUGAACAUGAUUCUCUGUGGGUGAAGAAUGAAUUGAUCCCCAAUCUAGAGAAGGAAGAUGGUUCUAUCUUGAUUUGCCUUUAUGAAAGCUACUUUGACCCUGGCAAAAGCAUUAGUGAAAAUAUUGUAAGCUUCAUUGAGAAAAGCUAUAAGUCCAUCUUUGUUUUGUCUCCCAACUUUGUCCAGAAUGAGUGGUGCCAUUAUGAAUUCUACUUUGCCCACCACAAUCUCUUCCAUGAAAAUUCUGAUCAUAUAAUUCUUAUCUUACUGGAACCCAUUCCAUUCUAUUGCAUUCCCACCAGGUAUCAUAAACUGAAAGCUCUCCUGGAAAAAAAAGCAUACUUGGAAUGGCCCAAGGAUAGGCGUAAAUGUGGGCUUUUCUGGGCAAACCUUCGAGCUGCUAUUAAUGUUAAUGUAUUAGCCACCAGAGAAAUGUAUGAACUGCAGACAUUCACAGAGUUAAAUGAAGAGUCUCGAGGUUCUACAAUCUCUCUGAUGAGAACAGAUUGUCUAUAAAAUCCCACAGUCCUUGGGAAGUUGGGGACCACAUACACUGUUGGGAUGUACAUUGAUACAACCUUUAUGAUGGCAAUUUGACAAUAUUUAUUAAAAUAAAAAAUGGUUAUUCCCUUCAUAUCAGUUUCUAGAAGGAUUUCUAAGAAUGUAUCCUAUAGAAACACCUUCACAAGUUUAUAAGGGCUUAUGGAAAAAGGUGUUCAUCCCAGGAUUGUUUAUAAUCAUGAAAAAUGUGGCCAGGUGCAGUGGCUCACUCUUGUAAUCCCAGCACUAUGGGAGGCCAAGGUGGGUGACCCACGAGGUCAAGAGAUGGAGACCAUCCUGGCCAACAUGGUGAAACCCUGUCUCUACUAAAAAUACAAAAAUUAGCUGGGCGUGAUGGUGCACGCCUGUAGUCCCAGCUACUUGGGAGGCUGAGGCAGGAGAAUCGCUUGAACCCGGGAGGUGGCAGUUGCAGUGAGCUGAGAUCGAGCCACUGCACUCCAGCCUGGUGACAGAGCGAGACUCCAUCUCAAAAAAAAGAAAAAAAAAAAAGAAAAAAAUGGAAAACAUCCUCAUGGCCACAAAAUAAGGUCUAAUUCAAUAAAUUAUAGUACAUUAAUGUAAUAUAAUAUUACAUGCCACUAAAAAGAAUAAGGUAGCUGUAUAUUUCCUGGUAUGGAAAAAACAUAUUAAUAUGUUAUAAACUAUUAGGUUGGUGCAAAACUAAUUGUGGUUUUUGCCAUUGAAAUGGCAUUGAAAUAAAAGUGUAAAGAAAUCUAUACCAGAUGUAGUAACAGUGGUUUGGGUCUGGGAGGUUGGAUUACAGGGAGCAUUUGAUUUCUAUGUUGUGUAUUUCUAUAAUGUUUGAAUUGUUUAGAAUGAAUCUGUAUUUCUUUUAUAAGUAGAAAAAAAAUAAAGAUAGUUUUUACAGCCUA